GAAAAUGUCAAUAAAAAAUACAGUUUUUUGUUUUAUGUGUCAAAAACUUUGGCAGUUUUCCAGUCAUGCAUUCUUACAAUGCUUGUUUAAGUAAAUUCACUAAUUGUAUCCUAAUCCCACAACGCUACAUGUUAGCGAUCAUGGUCAGUCUUUCGAUCCUUAACGCAUACACGAUGCGCGUUUGUCUUUCCAUGACCAUAACCCAGAUGGUAGUAAAGAAAAACUACACGAAAAGUACCACCACCCAAUCAAUGUGUCCCAGCGAUACCACAUUUAAAGAGUUUGAAAUUCGUAAAGAAACGACUUAUGAUUGGAACGAGCACAAGCAAGGGUUAAUUUUGAGUUCGUUUUACUGGGGGUACUUUGUCACCCAUAUUCCUGGGGGGCUUCUGGCUGAAAAACUCGGGGGCAAACACGUACUAGGAAUCGGGAUGUUAAUUAAUGCCAUUUUAACCCUCUUGUUUCCUUGUAUUGUGAAAGGUUCAAAUGGCAAUUGGGUCAUUGCUGUGGUACUUAGGGUUAUUAUGGGUCUCGGGCAAGGGGCUAUAUACCCAACAGCAGCCGUGCUUUUAGCCCAAUGGGUGCCCGUUCAGGAACGUGCAGGCGCGUCUUCAGUUAGUUUCGCAGGGGCUUUGAUAGGUACCGUCAUUUCUAAUUUGAUAAGUGGGGUACUUAUGACCCACUUUGAGGGCUGGGAAGUGGUUUUUUAUUUCUUUGGGUCUUGGGGGCUUAUCUGGAAUAUUUUCUGGCAGUUGGUUUGUUACUCGUACCCAAGAACUAACCCAUGUUUGAAACCCAAAGAAAAAGAAUUUCUAGAGCAGGAGUUGAACGAGGUCAGUGAGGACAAACCUCCAACUCCAUGGAAAGGAAUUUUGACCUCACUACCAGUAUGGGCUCUGGUUCUUGGUCAAUUCGGCCAUGAUUGGGGAUGGUAUACCAUGGUCUCAGAUUUGCCCAAGUAUAUGGACUCAGUACUACGGUUUCACGUCCAAACCAAUGGUCUAUGGUCCGCUUUACCAUAUCUGCUGAUGUGGGGGGCUACCGUUGGUGGUGGUUACCUUGUCGACUUUAUUAUUAUCAAGAAGUAUCUCUCCGUGGCUAACACAAGACGAAUUUGUGCCACUCUUGGUACCAUUUUACCGGGCAUUUUCAUGGUCGCAGCUUCUUAUGUCGGAUGUAACAAACUCGCAGCUGUUAUGAUGUUUACAUUGACAUUAUUUUGGAUGGGUUUCUCCUACCUUGGGCUAAAAGUCAAUUCAAUUGAUUUAUCGCCGAAUUUUGCUGGUACUGUCAUGGCACUUAAUAAUGGUUUGGGAGUUUUUGCAGGAAUGGCAGCCCCAGCUGUGGUUGGCAUUUUAGCACCAAAUCAAACUAUGAACGAAUGGAGGUUGGUUUUUUGGGUCUCUUUUGGAGUACUUGGUGCAACAAACAUCUUAUUUGUAAUUUUUAUGUCGGGGAAAGUCCAGAAAUGGAACAAUUUAAACGACGAUGCAAACAAAGACUAGGAAUAGGUCUUGUACCAAAAUGACAAUAAAGAU
Messenger RNA from Tribolium madens (black flour beetle), 1538 nucleotides. RefSeq names its product sialin-like. Gene Ontology annotation, biological process: transmembrane transport; monoatomic anion transport. Gene Ontology annotation, molecular function: transmembrane transporter activity. Gene Ontology annotation, cellular component: membrane. The transcript has 4 exons. The coding region runs from base 66 to 1505 and encodes 479 amino acids. The record is from RefSeq and is a predicted model, not a curated record. NCBI's taxonomy places the organism in Eukaryota, Metazoa, Arthropoda, Insecta, Coleoptera, Tenebrionidae.